GCAAGGGAUGGCAUGAACCGCAGGGACUGGCUUUCUCUGGUUGCCGUGCACAGUGAUUCGUGGCUACUUUCUGUGGCUUUUUAUCUUGGAGCUCGUCUUAACCGCAAUGAAAGGAAACGUUUGUUUGGCUUGAUAAAUGAUCUUCCUACUGUUUUUGAAGUUGUGACUGAGAGGAAGCCGGUAAAGGACAAGCCCACAGCAGACAGUGGAAGCAAAUCUAGGAGCAGCACCAAGAGAUCAAGUGAUGGGCAAGUUAAAAGCAACCCGAAGUUUGCAGAUGAAGGAUAUGAAGAGGAGGAUGACGAGCAUAGUGAAACCCUGUGUGGGAGCUGUGGCGGAAAUUACAAUGCAGACGAAUUUUGGAUUGGUUGUGACAUAUGUGAGAGGUGGUUCCAUGGGAAAUGUGUGAAGAUUACUCCUGCAAAAGCUGAGAGCAUAAAGCAAUACAAAUGUCCAUCAUGCAGCUUGAGGCGGGGCAGGCCCUAAGCGAGGGCAAUCUGAGAACUGAAUAAUACUGUUUCAUGGCCGACAAGAUACUGUUAUAUUGUUGCAUCUCCUACAGAAGUUUGUGUAAACAGUAUAGUAUCUAUGUCUGAUCAUAAUCUUUCAGAUUAAGUUAAUUUCUUCUACCCAGAUUAAUCAUCAGUGUAUGUUAUAUAAUUUAUAGAAUAGGAUACCUUACAUUCUAUUUUGUCGAUUAAUCUAUAUUUUGCUUGAAUUUA
Messenger RNA from Vigna umbellata (rice bean), 722 nucleotides. Lineage: Eukaryota; Viridiplantae; Streptophyta; Magnoliopsida; Fabales; Fabaceae. The record is from RefSeq and is a predicted model, not a curated record.